This is a messenger RNA of Stegastes partitus (bicolor damselfish), 2844 nucleotides long. RefSeq names its product intestinal mucin-like protein. The coding region runs from base 169 to 2673 and encodes 834 amino acids. The record is from RefSeq and is a predicted model, not a curated record. Gene Ontology annotation, molecular function: hormone activity. Gene Ontology annotation, cellular component: extracellular region; extracellular matrix. The transcript is spliced from 18 exons. NCBI's taxonomy places the organism in Eukaryota, Metazoa, Chordata, Actinopteri, Pomacentridae.
CUUAUCAAUUCUGUGCUUUUUUUCACAGGGGACUUGGUGUACAAUGUCACUGAUGGCUUGGGAUGGUGUUAUUCUGCAUAUUGCAAUGCGUCUUGUAAAGUUGAAACAAAACAGAACCCAUGUUCUACGACACCAAUACCCAGCACUACUGCACAUUCAACUGCAACAAUGUUUAGCACCACGACAGAGGCCACAAUUUCAAGCUCGACUCCUCUGGCCACAACUACGCCUACCUCUACUGUCAAUACAUCAGAAACUCCAUCAACUACAUUUGACUGCAAUGACGUGUAUCCAUCAAGAAAGAAUGGACAGUCGUGGAAGGUAAAUAACUGCACCACAGCUACGUGCACCAAUGGCAAGAUCACAGAGACACAUACUGUUUGUCCUACCUCGCAUCAAUCCAUCUGUUCCAAUGGACGCAACGUUUCCAAGGUUUAUGAUGCCAAUGGAUGUUGCUUUCACUAUGAAUGUGAAUGUGUGUGCAGUGUCUGGGGUGGAUCCCACUACUUGACUUUUGAUGGAACAUCGUAUAGUUUCAUGGAGAACUGCUCUUACUACUUGAUCAAAGAAAUUAUUGCUAAAUAUAAUUUAACUAUGAUAGUAAAUAAUCGUUACUGUGAUCCUUCAACGGACACAUUCUGUCCCAAAGGUCUCAUUAUUACAUACCAAUCCUACAACGUUGUUUUGACUCAGUUGAAGACUUCAGGAACAGAAACUAAUGUGGUAUAUAUAAAUCAGAAACGCAUUUAUCCCGCAUACAGCAAUUCUGAACUGCAACUCACCAGCACAGAUAUGGUGAUCACACUGGAGAUAAAGGCAAUCAACACAAAAGUGGUCUAUAGGGGCUCCUCAUUUAGCAUUGACCUUCCCUAUUCCCUCUUUGAAGGAAACACUGAGGGACAGUGUGGGACAUGUGACAACUCCCAGGCCAAUGAAUGCCGUUCUCCAAAUGGUCAGGUGGAAAACUGCUCAACAUCUGCAGGUCAGUGGAAAGUCCCGGGUUCAUCCUGUGUCACCCCCACAAGCCCACCAAUUACUACACAACCACCCACGACCACUUCAGAACCUUCGCACUUAACAACAGAGCAAGUUUGCAAAUCUGACGUCUGUAAUCUCCUCACCAGCAGUGUAUUUGCACAAUGCAACUCAGUCAUAUCCCCAGCACCAUUUAUGAAGGCCUGUUUGGCUGACAAUUGCAAGAGUAGCAAUGCCACCUGCUCCAGCCUUGAGGCCUAUGCCACUGAGUGCUCUAAUGCAGGAGUCUGUGUUGACUGGAGGAACGCUACCAACGGGCUGUGUGAGCUCAAGUGUCCAAGCAAUAAAGUUUACAUGGCAUGUGGUCCAUCUAUAGAGCCAACAUGCAGUAACAGAUACAACAAGCAGUUCCAGACAUAUAGCAAACCAUCCACUAAAGAGGGUUGUUUCUGUCCUAAUGGCACCACCUUAUUCAACACAGUGCAUGACACAUGUGUCACCUCCUGUGAUUGUAUUGGCCCUGAUGGAAAACCCAGAGUGCCUGGUGACACAUGGACAAGUGACUGCAACAACUGUAGGUGUGACCAGGAUUCCAUGAGCAUCGAGUGUCAGCCUGUUCAGUGUCCAUCAGUGCACAGUCCUAACUGCAGCGAACCUGGACAGCAGUUGGUCAACAAAACAGACACAUGCUGCACAACACAAUCAUGUGAAUGCAAUGUAAGCCUGUGUUCCGCUCCAAUCACCUGCUCGGUGGGCUUCCAACUCAAAAUCACUAACAGCACCUGCUGCCAAUCCUACGAAUGUGUUCCGAAGGGUGUAUGCGUCUACAACAUGACUGAGUACAUGCCUGGUGCCAAGAUACAAAUACCAGAAACACCAUCAGAAGCACCGUUGGAAGUUCCAUCAGUAGCAGGACAACCUUCAGGAACAACAGCACUGUCAUUGGAGCAAGAGAGUGCAGAAACAACAGUAAAACCUAUAUCAGUGGGGUCCUCCACACCUGGGCCUUGCCAGGAGUGUUACUGUGGCCCCAACAUGAAUCCCGUUACCAAGCUGAACGUCAUUACCUGCAAACCUGUUGUCUGCAACAAAAGCUGUUCUGAGGGUUACGAAUAUCAGACUGUUGCUGGAAAGUGCUGUGGGACGUGUGUCCAAAAGAGCUGUAUUUUCACUACACCUGGCAACCUGACAGUACAUAUCAUUGAGGUGAACAACACUUAUGUAUCCCCUGCUGAUAAGUGCAUGCAGUAUACUUGUGAAAAGGUCAAUGGACAGGUUACCACAAAGAAAAUCAAGACCACCUGUCCUCCCUUUAACCCCCUGGACUGUGUACCUGGCACUGAAUCAACUGACACCAAUGGAUGCUGCAAAACCUGUAAGCUUCAGAGUGUCUGUGAGGUCCAGAGUGAGCAGACAGUCAUUGAAGUGAACAGUUGCAAGAGCCUGCAACCAGUCAACAUCACAUUCUGUGCCGGACACUGUGGAAGUUCAUCUAAGUAUUCUGCAGCAGCUAACACCAUGAUACGUCAAUGUGAGUGUUGCCAGGAGGCAAGCACCAGUCUGAAGCAGGUGGAGCUAUCCUGCAGUGAUGGAUCCAAAGUCCAGCACUCCUACACCCAGGUGCAGACGUGCCGCUGCAGCAAAACAGAAUGUGCGACAGGGACGACGUCCAAACCGCAACAGCGCAGGAGACGCUGAUUAGUUACUUGGUGUUUUAUGUUAGGCCAGGCUUAACCUUUCUUCAUUGUCAACUUUUACUAUUUAUAACCAGACGCAUUCUCCUUUUCAGUGUCAAACCACACUACUUUGAUAUAAACUUCCUUCAGCUUUCUUGUUAUUAUGCUUAUUAAAAUAUUUCUGCAACAUGAA